AUGUCGUCCUUGGGGCAUAUUUUGUGGGACCAGGCACAAAGAGGCCAUCGUACUGACUUGGAGAUUGUCGUGGGCGAGGCUGGCUCAAUAUUGACAGCUCACCAAAGCGUUGUGGCGGGUCGAUCUCCGGUAUGGGACGCAAUGCUGAACCACGAUAUGCGUGAAACCCAGAGCGCCAAACUGACCCUUGCAGACGUGGACGAGCAGUGUUUCAAGCCUUUCCUGUAUUUGCUGUACACGGGUGAGUUACCAGCUGACCUUGCCAAGCCCAAGCCCGGCUCGGACAGUGAAACUGACCUGCAAACCGUUUUGGGCAUGGUGGUCUUGGCAGACCGCUUUCAAGUCGCUGGCUUUAGAGAGGUCUUUGAGACGUGUUUGAGGCAGAUGAUACGGUUUGACAGCUCCAUUGCUACAGUCGCCAUGACCGGUGUGGGCCUCCCUGGAAGAGGUGAAUACUUCAGGUGCCUCAACAAAGCGGUCGUUGUUGCCACACACGGCCGAGAUGUUCUUGACGUCUUGCAGCAGGUCGAAACAAAAGUGUUUCGGCAUAUGCCAAGCGACACAAGCAGCAGUUUAGCUGCCCGGGCCCACAUCCUGUGGAGCUUGGCAGUGCGGAUCACGGUCGAGGCGAAGGUCAAGAAGGAUCAAGAUCGCUUCCUGUUUUUUACAGGUUUACUUGAUGAUUUGGUACAAAUGUUGCACGAGCUUCCGGACCGUGACAGACAGCGCAAGAGGCGGCGGUGUGAUGCGCCUGCCGAAUAG
This is a messenger RNA of Effrenium voratum, 762 nucleotides long. The record is from the annotation of a GenBank genome assembly. NCBI's taxonomy places the organism in Eukaryota, Dinophyceae, Suessiales, Symbiodiniaceae.